This is a messenger RNA of Trichophyton rubrum CBS 118892, 3069 nucleotides long. RefSeq lists its product as uncharacterized. Lineage: Eukaryota; Fungi; Ascomycota; Eurotiomycetes; Onygenales; Arthrodermataceae. Gene Ontology annotation, cellular component: RNA polymerase II transcription regulator complex. Bases 499 to 2370 code for a protein of 623 amino acids. The record is from RefSeq and is a predicted model, not a curated record. Gene Ontology annotation, molecular function: DNA-binding transcription activator activity, RNA polymerase II-specific; transcription cis-regulatory region binding. The transcript is spliced from 3 exons.
CGGCCAGCUGUCCACAGACGGGCGAUGUCACCGCGUGAGAGUCGAUCUCAGUCGCUGGUCGCCUGUUCCACCAUCUUCUGCACACUUCGAACCCGCAACGCACCAUCCUGGCCCUUGUCCUAGUCCUUGUCUGGUUGUGCCGCAAUUUGGCCGGCAGCUUAUUCUCCCUUCGAUCGCUGUCUUCCACCAUUCUUCCAAGCCCGACCUUUUUUUGCCUGGCCAUCGUCGAGGCCAUCAUUCUUCUGUCCUGCAAUUCUAGACGACGGGGGAAAAGAAAAACACCGCUCAGUUACACCCUGGACCGCUUCUAGAACAAAUUGCAAUCAUCUCUUCCUGACAUCGCUGCUUUUGUCCUUUCCACCACCCCACGCUUGCCCACGGGGACGAGUUACUCCGGCUCAUCUCCUGGAGAGGCCCAUCAUUUCACCCACUUGACCGGAUCUACUUGAAGUAUCACUUCCGCCAUUUUUUUGGCUGUCAGCGUCCACCCUACUCGAAAUGGCUGAAUUCGACCCUUCCUUCCAGCGUAGCCUCUAUUUAUCGCCCGACCAGCAGGAUUUGCUCCUCGCUGCCCUCUCCUCUAAUAAUCAGCCAACCAAACCUGGUCCUCAGCCCAAUCUCGGCUCUGCAAACGGCUCAUCUGGAAACGACAUUUUUGACUCAUCUCCUCAGGAUAUUCCAGACUCCGGUCAACUCAGCUUCAAUCCAGACGACAGCCCAUUCCUUGGACUCGACCUAGAUGCUGAAUUCGAUGUCUCAGAUCAAGCCUUGAUUGGAGACCUCCCUGGCAUAGAGGGUGAACAGCAGAUAACUGCUGAACCUCGCGAAAAGAGAAAGAGUCUUGACGGCGGGGAGGGUGCAGAUACAGGGAAAAAACGCAAGGAAAAUGAAGAAAAGGUUGCGAAGAAACCUGGGAGAAAGCCGUUAACCUCAGAACCAACAACCAAACGGAAAGCUCAAAACCGAGCUGCACAGCGAGCGUUCCGCGACCGCAAGGAGAAGCAUCUCAAGGACCUCGAAACCAAGGUUGCUGACCUUGAACGCGCCUCUCAAACCGCAAAUCAAGAAAACACAUUACUCCGCGCACAUAUUCAGCGUCUCCAAGUCGAAUUGAAGGAAUACCGCAAACGGCUAUCAUGGAUCAGCAGUGGAAACAGCUUUUCCCCAACAACUAGCUUGCUAAAUCAAGCGAGAAGCCUGCACGCUCAGUCUCGCUUGAACAAUGAUUUUUCCUUUGAUUUUCCCAAGUUCGGCGACCUACCUGGGGCUCAUAUGAAUAAUAUGGGAUCGUUGGCGAAGGGAAGCCCCAAUGCUCGCAGCCAGACACAUCCAGCCCUAGGUAUCAAAGCUACCAGCCAUAUUGGAGCUACUCCACAGUUCACGCCGUCAAACGGCAGUGCAUUCAGACAAAAUGGCCAAUCUUCCAGCGCAAAUAAGGGCCAUGAAGCUCCUGGAAACACCUACAACUCGCACCACUUUGAAACCUCCCCUGCUACAUUCUCCGAGUCGCCCUCGGCUUCAUCAGAGUCUCAGCACAUAUCAUCGAUAUGCACAUCCCCCGAGUCUAGCCUUACAUCGCCUACCAUCGCACAGAAGGGAGAUGCAUCCAACUCUACACAGGCCAACGGCAACGGGAACGCUAAAAAGAAUAGUCCUUCACAGUGCGAGCUGAAAUUUUAUCAGCAGCUAGGCGAAGCAUGCGGUUGCGUUGAUAACCCCAUCCCCGCAGCCCUGGCAAAGAAGUCAAGUCAAGGUUCUACAAACCCCAAAAGCCCAGAGAAUGCAGUGAGCACACUUUCUCCUGCAAACUCAACGCCAAAUAUGAGCACCAGCACUGCGUCUGAAAAUACAAACAAUACCCAAACAGCAUCUGAUCCCAGCGGGAACGGUUCCGCAACAGCAUCCUCCAACGCGCUCUCUGACCAAUCCAUCCCUAGCUUUGACUGGCUCGCCCAGCAGAAUGGCGGCCACUUUGAUCCAGUUCUGUUCGGCGAUUAUCGUGACCCACAGGACGCUGUUCUUUCUCAGGAUUUCAGCGGGUUCUUUGAUGAUGCUUUCCCUCUACCUGACCUAGGUGCAUUUGAUGCUGCAACCCCCGGCUCCACAGCUAAGACACCUGGAAAGACUGAUGCCCCGGUUACCACGGUAGAUAUCGAUGAUGACGAAGAGGUGGUACCGGGCGAAGACAGAUCUCAGAUGCUAUCCUGCACUAAGAUAUGGGAUCGUCUUCAACGACUGGAGAAAUUCCGCAACGGUGAAAUUGAUGUCGACAACCUCUGCACUCAACUACGUACCAAAGCCCGUUGCUCCGAGGGCGGUGUGGUCAUUGACCAAAAGGACGUCGACGAUAUCGUUACCAGAGCGAUUUGAUUUUUGUUCGUUAAUUCGAGAUUGAUAACUGCAUACCAGUUUCCCGCUUUGAAACAGGGAUCAGACUCCUCGAUUGAUGGCUAUUCCCUGUUUGCGUUCCGCUUACACGCUAGCUCGCUGCUCUUUCUGCUGCUGCGCUCUGUUCCUUGUUCUCGUCCUUGUCCAAUAUUUGUUUUUCAAGCUCUUCGAAGUUUUGGCUACAUGCCCACGUCCCAAGGAUCUUUCGCAGACGGCUCCUCCCUAAGGACGAUCAUGAUGGUCUAUAUACCUCUAUAUUCCUUCUUUUAUUUCUCAUGAGCAUGAACAAAAUAACCUCCACCUGAUUUGUUCUGGAUAUUUAUUGACAUCAUCUCCCCCGUGUUGGUUUGGCAGACUUCUUUGAUUCUUGGCUUGCUUUGAUUCUUGUUGAAAUAUGUAUACUCUCCCGCCUGCAGGACAAGGGCAAUGGGGGAUAACAGAGAGCAAAGUUGACUGCCGUAGCUACGGCUGUUUUCUUGUCCUUUUGUUAUACCACAUGGUAUGCCUGAUUUACUUCACAACACAGAAAGGCGCGAGUGGCCCAGAUGGAUGGACUGGUGUACGGAUGGACUACAUAUUUAGCGUCUAUAGCGUUUGAUUUGUUUAAUACAGAAGAAUCUCUAUCUCCAGAUAUUGAGAGCCAUAUCAUGUGGAUGCUAGCUUUGGUUACAGCAAUUAUGG